Molecule: messenger RNA, 1884 nt
Organism: Adineta ricciae
Lineage: Eukaryota; Metazoa; Rotifera; Eurotatoria; Adinetida; Adinetidae
Source: the annotation of a GenBank genome assembly
AUGACCGACACACUAAUUGACGAUGAAACUGUCGAUGUUCGAACGUCUUCACAAAGACCAGGAACAACGACGACUAGUUCUCAAAUAACAACGACUACACGUCGACCAAUGUAUAUCGAAACUGAAGUACGUACUGAUACGGUAACAACACGCCGAAUGGCAUCGGCUGCUGCUAAUCGAAGUUCUCAAGAUGUGCUUGAGAGUACCAAAUCCCCUAUUCCUGAUCGACAAUCGACAAACUAUUCUUACGCUCAGAGCAAUUCAUAUGCACCUGGGUCACGGUCUACUGCAUAUGACAAUACUGUGACAGCUCGACGAAGUGUACAUGGUGGCUAUCAAAAUGGUACGGAAUCGAAUGUUGCAUCAGCGUUCUCGUCACCAUCGCAAUUCCUGUCAACGGUUCGAACGCAAUUGGCGAACGGCUAUGACGCUCUCCGUGAUCGUAUAACACAAUUUACUGGUAAUCACGGUUUAGGACCCAAUUCACUGUCACGUUCGGGUGGUGGUUCACGAAGCACGCGUACGUCAUCUCAAUCAUCGGCAACAGGUGGUCGAUCGAAAGGUUACAAUUUGCGUUCAAGACCGGUUCAUUCAACUCCACGCGACAAUGAUAGCGAUCAAGGAAGUCAACGUAAAACAACGAUUAAGCAUCGUAAAGAUCAGCAAGGCGAAAUUGACGAAGAAGAAGAUGAUGAUGGUGAUGAAGAACACAAAGAGCCCCAAGAUUUUGUACGUAAAGUCAUUCAUUAUGUGAAACGAGCUGUUCGUUCACCCCUUGACGUUUUCGAUGCUGUUUGGAAUAAGCUCAAAGCUUUACCAUGGUGGGUGCUUAUUCCAAUUUUACUUCUUCUUGGUCUUUGGGCUCUACCUCCUUUCGUUUGUAAACCGUUCCAACAUCUUCUCCAUCCAAAAGUCAAUGAAAUAUGUCGAGAUACCCACCGAUAUACUAAGGAUAUAAGUGGUAAUGCUUAUGAUUUCACUCGCCGUCAUACUUAUGAACGUGGUGUUCGUAAUCUGAAACAAGUUUACAACUCAGCUCAAGAUGUUAAAAAUUCAGUAUUGAAUUCGUUGAAUGACGUUUAUUAUUCAUUGAAACGGUCCUUACGUGGUUCAGUCGGUGGUGUCAAGAGUCGUGUUGCUGAUGUAGUUGAAACCACUGCAGAGAAUGCGAAAGAAUAUUAUGACGCUGGUAUUCAAAAAGUAAAUAAUCUUAUCGAAGAACUCAAACAAGAACGAGAAAAAAUUCUUGGAGCUCGACAUACGUUGAAACCUGAUGAAGAAAAGGAAUUAUCAGCGAUGAUUCGUAAAUUGAUCGAUGAAUAUGCAGCAGAUGAAACAGGUCAAGCUGAUUUUGCACUUGAAGCUAAUGGUGGCAAAGUUGUUGAUACACGUUGCCAAGAAUAUACAGAUGAACCGCGACAAAACGUUGUUAAAUUUCUUGGUAUUCCCAUUGUUCACAUGUCAAAACAACCUGAUAUUCUAAUCAAACAUGGACGUAUGCCGGGUCAAUGUUUUCCAUUCAAAGGUGAUCACGGAAGCGUAGUCAUUCGAUUAGCUGUGCCCGUUGUACCAACUGAAUUCGUACUUGAACAUUUAUCGAAAAGUAUUUCCAUUGUUGGACACAUCAAUAGUGCGCCGAAUAAUUUUACUGUUUAUGCUUUAAAAGACAAACAUGAUAAAGAAGGUAUUGUUCUUGGUCGAUAUUAUUACGAUGCUGAAAAUGGUCCAGCUCUUCAAAGAUUCAAACCUCAAAUUGCGAAUGUGCCUCUUGUCGAAUAUAUUGAAGUUCAAGUGACAUCGAAUUGGGGCAACCCGAAUUACACUUGUUUAUACCGAUUUCGUGUACAUGGCGACAUGCAAACCGUCGCUCCAACAGCUGCGUAA